Gigantopelta aegis is the source of this 4317-nucleotide messenger RNA. RefSeq names its product homeobox protein six1a-like. The record is from RefSeq and is a predicted model, not a curated record. The coding region runs from base 438 to 1481 and encodes 347 amino acids. Lineage: Eukaryota; Metazoa; Mollusca; Gastropoda; Neomphalida; Peltospiridae. Gene Ontology annotation, biological process: regulation of transcription by RNA polymerase II. Gene Ontology annotation, molecular function: DNA-binding transcription factor activity, RNA polymerase II-specific; RNA polymerase II cis-regulatory region sequence-specific DNA binding. The transcript is spliced from 3 exons. Gene Ontology annotation, cellular component: transcription regulator complex; nucleus.
CGUGUCUUAGCGAAUUUUUAUCCAGUCGAGCUAUAUUUCGAGUUGAAGAACAUGAUAAGAAACAAAUGUAAUCCAAGAAAACAAGAAGUCGGAGAAAUGUGGCAAUAAAACUCUGACCAAUCAGCGUCGACGAUAGCGCUCUUGUCUCUUUGAUCGACUGCAGCCGGAAGCCCGUUGCUGAAGGACACCUGGGAACAAAGCUGUAAGUCAGGGGGCGUGGCCAACUAAACAGAUAGGAAACCGAGCCCGAGAGAGGCUAUUAUACAGUAACGUUUGUGUUGUAUUUCGUCAAACAGGACCCGUGUAAGGUUCAUGGUGAGGAAAAGUGAGCCGUGAGUCGCAGAUCUCCGGACCGUGUGCGUGGAACGUUUCAAGACACUAUCAAAUUUGUCUGUGUGAUCUUAUAGGCCCUUCGCCAGGCCGACAAACCAGGAAUAAUGCAUAUGAUGGACCAUUAUGGGCCGUACGCAGUGUUUCGUCCGGACCCCAACGUAAACGGCGCUGCAGUGCGACCUUUCCCUAACGUCCCGAUGCUUCACGACCAGACCGGGACGGGCGUGGGGUCCCCCACGGGCGGUGGACCCACCAUGCUCCCCUCGUUCGGAUUUACCCAGGAGCAAGUGGCUUGUGUGUGCGAGGUUCUACAGCAGGGGGGUAACAUAGACAGACUGGCCCGCUUUCUGUGGUCCCUCCCGGCCUGCGAGCACCUGCACAAGAACGAGAGCGUCCUCAAGGCGAAAGCCGUUGUGGCCUUUCACAGGGGCAAUUUCAAAGAACUCUACAAGAUUCUGGAGAAUAACAAUUUCGCUCAGCACAACCACCCCAAGCUGCAGGCCCUGUGGCUGAAGGCACACUACAUCGAAGCGGAGAAACUUCGUGGUCGGCCCUUAGGGGCGGUGGGGAAAUACCGUGUGAGGAGGAAAUUCCCCUUACCCAGGACGAUUUGGGACGGGGAGGAGACGAGUUACUGCUUUAAGGAGAAAUCUAGGACAGUGUUGAGGGAGUGGUAUUCUCACAACCCCUAUCCCGCCCCUCGCGAAAAGCGGGAGUUGGCGGAGGCGACGGGACUAACGACGACGCAAGUGAGCAACUGGUUUAAAAAUCGCCGACAGAGAGACAGAGCUGCCGAGGCCAAAGAAAGUUCUGACAGUUUUCCUUUUUCUCCUGGCAGGGACGGAACCCACGGAGGGGGCGGGGACCCUGGCUCCCCUCGCACGGACAUCAAGGAGGAGAUGGACUUGAACGGCCAGACGAAGCUGGAAGAACACUCCCCACCUCACCCUCAGCAACAACAACAACAACAAUCAUCCAUCUACACCAACUUGCAAAAAGCGUCUGCGUUGCCUAGCGACCUCCUACAGAGCAUGCUGCCUAACAGCCAAGUGAACCACCACGGCCACAACGUGUCUGGGGUGGUUGGGGUGAACAGUGUGCCACCAAAUGACGUUGGUCAACUUCUCUCAGACUAUCAGGCUUUGUGAGAGAUUUUUAAAAAAUAUAUGUGGGUUUUUUUUUACAUUGACCAACAAUGUUGAAAAACAAAAACAAAACCUGAAAACAAAAAAUCAUUAUAUUGGUGCUCUUUUAAAAUAAGGUCCCGAUUCGAGGCUGUGCUCCAUUGCAUCUAGAGGAAAUCUCGGUUAUGGUCUGACUCAAAAAACCAAAGUACAUGUAUAUAUAUUAAAAAAAGAACAGAACAAAAACAAAAACCCCAAAUCCAAUCACAAUUAUAGUAAAAAUUGUGACACGUGGUAGACAAAUCAAUCGAAGUUUGACUAUUGUUUCAUUUUUUUAAUGGAACAAUGUAUUUAAUGUUAUAUAUUUAUCAAAGAUUCUGUUUAUCGCUGUUAGGUAUGGGGUUUUAAAAAUAUUAUUAUUAGCAGUGCAAAUUUGAAUAUGUGCUGUUCUUUCACAUGUCCGGCAGGAAGAUCAAUUUGUGACAGUUUGUAGCUGGCAGAAUUUCAAACAAUUGUGGAAUAUUAUAUAUAUUAUAUAGUCCAACGGUUUCAACACGAAGAGAUCAUCGAGUUUGUCAAUGUUUUCUGUGUUGCAGUAACACCACUGCUAUUUCCACCAUUACUACAUAAUGUUUGUUGUUUAAUAACCAUAUACCAUGAGCGAGGUACCAAAGAAUUUAGGUUUUAAGGUGCGGUUUGACGGUACGACUUUUAGCCACGAUCUGUAUCAUGACUGAAAUACACGUUCAGAGAUCAAUGCAGGACUCUUCCAAAUUAUAAUGUGCGACUAAACUUGUGACAACUUUUAUAUGCUUACAAUCCACUCCCAAGCAUUACAUGCUUUAAAUCGUUAUUUGAAGUUGCCCUGUGAGAACCCGUCUUGGUUAUUGUUAGUUUAAGACAAGGUUCCCGUCUCUAUUUAUACGUAGGGUGGGACGUAUUUGUGUGGAUAUUUAUAAGAAGACAGGUAAUUCUGUACAUAAGACUAGUACUCCAUCUGCAUUAUACACAUGGAGACCCACGACAUAAUUAAAUACAAAACUGUGUUGUUUUUUCUUGUUACAUUCAAGCUUGGCGUGUUUAAUAACAUUACAGGGAUCAACACGGCAUGUGACUAACUCUCGUCCAAUCAGAAUGUUCAGCAUAUUCUGACGUCACAUUGUGAACAUAUUUCUCUCGUACUGAAAAAACAGAGUUUCCUGAAUGGAAUUGCCAUACUAUUGAUGAAAUAAUGUACAACCAAACCUGUUUAUAAAGACCACUGGUGAAACCGACAAUUGAAUACAAUACAGAGAUUAAAAAACAAACGCAAGAUGACGCAAUAUACAGAUUAAUAUUCUGUAUUAUGUAUACGUAAACCUAUUUGUACAGUUCACUCAUAAGAUACUCUCGUCUCCACGUACAUUUUAAAGUACAGAUAGUUGUAUGACACGAUUGGUCAUGUGUUUAUAAAAUGUUACAUUAUCUAGGCUUUAGUGAAGUCUGAAUGGCUAGAUUCAAAUUCGUAUGACGUCGCCAUGACGUUAAAACUCUUUAUUACAAGUGUUAUCUCAAAGUUGCAUAAUGGUGGCUUUCCGACAAAAUUAUUUGUUAAUUUUUGCUUUGAAAUGUAAGUACUAUUCCUUCGUUAUAAAUUACAACUAAAUAUUUAAUUUAUUAACAGAAAAACAAAAUAUUGAAAAAUCUUUAGUGAACGAUCGACGGGUUUGGGCGCGUUCAGUAACGUUAUGCCAAAAGGUGCAGAUUUUUGUUAAUUCGCCAAUUUCAUAAGAUGUGUUAACUUAUGGUGUGAUAAGAAAGAGAUACAGUCGUACUGAUCGCGACUUUUGUUUUCUCGACGAUAAGCACAUUACAGUUUUGAUAUUCCUGAGUUAUUUAUGAAAACAUUAUGUAUGGGAUUGAUCAAUCUAUUACAGAUACCAGGGCUCACACUAGAAAAAAAUUUGGUUUAGCCAAUUUUCGUAAAUGUAGAGUAUCUCUUUAAAAAUAAUUAAAAUAUGGUUAAUUUGAGGAAUAUUUUAUUAGCCAAAGUCUAAGUUUUGUAGCCAUUUUCAGACGCGGAUCCGGGGGGGGGGUCGGGGGGAUGGGGUAUGGACCCCCCCCCCCCCCCCGCUCGUGACCAGAGAGUUGAUCUUGACAACGGGAAUAUACUUCAAAUCCAUCUAAAGCUAUCUUCAAAUAUGAAAAUUUCCUAUCGAGGGGGGCCCUUCAAAGGCUCAAGACUGGACCCCCCCUGCUAAAAUUCCUGGAUCCGCCCCUGAUUUUGUAUAAAUAAUAGCUAUUGGCUAAUUUGGCAAUGUACAGGGUGAGCCCUGAGAUACAUGUUACAAUAACGAAGUGUGGCACUUGCAGCUAAGAUAUAGCACCUUUAAAGUUUUUUGUUAUAAACAUGUGACCAGAAGUGUCCUUUUAUAGAGGGAAAGAUGUUAUACAACAUGCCCUGUAUAACAAGCUUGACUGUACAAACGGUAUUUUAUUUCAAAUUCACAAACGAGUUAGUGAGUUGGCCUUUACAAACAGGUUGGGUUAUUUAAAUGUCUGCUACCAGUGACUGUUAACAUGUCUGCCAGUUGUAAACGAGUUAUCUGACUGUCUUGUGUAACUGACUGGUACUGUGACGUGCUGCGACCACUGGGAAGUAAAUGUAACUUGGUGUGUGACUGUUGUGGAUCUAUUUGACUGUGUUCUGGCCGCACGUGCCCACGUGUGCCAUCAGCUGUAUACUCACUCCAUUACUUACCGUGUAUCUCAUACCACAUUUUUUUUGUGAACAGUGAAUAAACAAGAUUACGUUUGUUCCAGUUUCGUCCAAAGAUUUUACUGAACAAAUGCCAUAAAAUAAAAAUAGAUUUAUUAUUUA